Molecule: messenger RNA, 3412 nt
Organism: Paramecium sonneborni
Lineage: Eukaryota; Ciliophora; Oligohymenophorea; Peniculida; Parameciidae
Source: the annotation of a GenBank genome assembly
GUUUAAAAUCAAUUAGAUGAGAUUAAUAUUAAUUUUAGAAAAAGCAUAUAGAAUAGGGUAAAAGAGUGUAUAGAUUUAAUUUAAAAAUGUGAUUGUAAAGUUGGAAGAUGCUAGAAUGUAUAAGAAAGAGAGUAAUAAAGAGAGAAUAGAAUUUGUAAGUAAUAUAAUGUGUAUAGGAAUUGAAUAUAUGAGUGUGAUAAUUGAUAUUUAAUUAAUUUAAUGAGUGAUUUGGUAUAAUUCAAAGAGUCAAGAUAACGAGGGAUUGAUGAAUUCCAUACAAGUUAAGAUAUGAUCUAUUAUAUAAUAUCUAAGAAGUAUAACAUUUAAGAUAUAAAUGAAUAGAUGGUUGGAAGAGUGGUUAGAAAGUGAAGAGAAAGGACAUCCUUUAAACAAUUAUUCUUGUGUAAAUUCAGAUAUAAUUUUAUCUAAACCAUCAACAAUCUUUAAGUAUGAUCCAAUUUAAAGUCAUAUGUGGAAUAAGAUAAUGCAACCAAAUCUUUAAGAGGGAGUAGAUUAUGAAAUUUUAGAUAAAGCAACUUGGGAAAUCAUAGCUCGAAAGUGUGAAUAUUUUUGAUUAUUUAGAUACCACGUGAUGGCAAUUGAACGAGAUGCGACAAUAAUAAAUGGAAAGAAACAAGUAAAUGUCAAUCUAGUACCUUUAAAUUUUGGAGUAGUGUUUCCUUCUUCACUUAGGAAAUUUAAUGGAGCGAAAUCAGUAUCACUUAUUAAAGGAGACUAGUAUGUCACUCGAACAUACAAAUUAUCUUCAUUUAUUGAAUUGUUAGCAAAUACUUUAUAGACAGUGUACGUAAUUAUCAUUUAAUCAUUUAUAGUAGCGGAUAUCAAUUCGUUAAACAUGAUGGAAUUAGACUUUAUAAAUCACCAUUAGGUUAGACUCUUUAAGAAAUAGAAAAACAUAUAUCUGAUGAAAUUAAAAGUCUUGGACCUUAAGAUGAUAUAGUUUUUGAUUUUAAAGAAGGUGAGUAUUUGGAUCCACUUAAAUAUGAAACUAUUGAAGAUUGUUAAAUAGCACCAGGCUAAAUUAUUCUAGGAGAUUUUAAAGAAAUUUAAAAGAAUUGGGCUAUUAAACAUCCCAAUUUUCCUAUGGAAGGAAAAUGUGAAGGUUGUUACAAUUUUAAAGUUCUUUAAUUUCCAUGUGAAUGCAAAAAAGUAAGUUAUUGUACAGAAGAAUGUAAAAAAAGAGAUGAAACCUAUCAUUUACCUAGAUGUGAAAAGACUGAUUCUGAUGAUGAAACUAUGGAUAAACUUUAAAGAAAUGAAUAAUCUUUAGAUGGCAAAGUUGGAUUAAAAAAUCUAGGCAAUACAUGUUUUAUGAAUUCAGGUAUUUAAUGUCUUGGUAAUACAUAUCCAUUAAGAGAAUACUUAUUAUCAAAUGUAUAUAAAUAAGAUAUUAAUGAAUUUAAUACUUUGGGAACAAAAGGAGAAUUAGCUUCUAAAUUUGCUCAUCUCUUAAGAAGAAUGUGGUAUGCUGAUAAAACACCAAUACCUCCAUUUUCACUCAAAAGAGCUAUUGGAAAAUUUUAACCGUAAUUUUAAGGAUUCUAAUAACAUGAUAGUCAAGAAUUAAUUACAUAUUUAUUAGAUGGAUUAAAUGAAGAUUUAUGUAGAAUCAAAUAAAAACCUUAUGUUGAAAGAAAAGAUUAUGAUGGUAGACCAGAUUUUGAAGUUGCCAAAGAAUCAUGGGAAUAAUUUAAAUUAAGAAAUGAUAGCAUUAUUGUUGAUAAUCUCUAUGGAUAAUAUAAGAGUACUUUAAGAUGUCCAAAUUGUAAUAAAAUAUCUAUUACUUUUGACCCUUAUUUAAUGGUCAAUGUUAGUAUUCCAUAAAAUGCUAUUAAAAAAUUAGAAAUUCAAUUUAUUGAUCCUAAUCUAUUAUGGGAUUGUUAGAGUCUCAUCUAUGCUUAUGAUAAAAAUCAAGAUCCUCCACUUGGUUAAAUUCUAUAAACUCCAGAAAUUUAAGAUAAAAUAUAAAACAUAAAUCCAUCUGAAUUAGUUUAUAUAUGUACAUCGUCUUAUUAAUGUGAUGAUACAAAUGAAAAUGAAAAAAUGUCAACUUUAAGAAAAAAAUUAAAAUACAAAAAAUUAUAUAUUAGAAAAGCAUUGCAAUCUGAACUCAAUAUAGAAAAAGAAAAUAAAGUUUGUAUUAUGAUUCAUGAAUCUUUUAAACAAAAUGCUUAAUAUCAAUGGAAAAGAGAAAUCACUCCUGCAUUUAACUUUUAUUUUGAUAAAACUAAAACUAAACAUAAUGAUAUACAUUAAUUUAUAUUUAAUAUUCAUGUUGGAGUAUUAAGUACUUUUGAAGGCCUUCCCUAAUAUGAUGGCAAAAAUUGGAAAGCAUAUUAUGAAGAAUAAAUAUUAGAUAAAAUUUAUUAUUUAGAAUUCAAAUCUAAUUAAAAUUGGUAAGUUGACUGUGCUUUUUGCAAUUCAAAGUCAUGCAAUGAUUGUGUUUGUGCAUAUGAUUAAGACACCUUAAUCGAAAAUUACUAUUAAAAAGAACCUAAAUUAGAAAUUGAAGUAUUUGUAGUUUGGAAGAGAGGAUUCAAAUCAACAAGUUAAGUUGAUGAAUUAUAUAAUGAUUGGUUAAAAUAAUAAAAAAAAUAAAUACAACUUGAAGAUUUACCAAAAUAAUAAACUGAUGAAUAAUAAUAAUAAUAAUAAUAAUAAGAGAUUGUUGUAGAAACAAAAAAAUAAUAAGAAGAUUUAUCUGAUGAAUAAUUAGCUUAAACAUAAAAUUUCUCUACUUGUCUUGUUCCUCUAGGACCACCAAUACCAACAAUUUAGUCUAUUAAUGUUCAAGCUACUAAUGAAAAAUCAAUGAAAUUAGGAGAAUGCUUGAAAUUCUCUGAACAACCAGAAUAAUUAGAUGAAGAAAAUACUUGGUAUUGUAAUUAAUGCAAAGAUCAUGUGUAUAUUAUUAUCAUUUAAAAUCUAUUAGUCGUGCUUUCAAAGUUAUGGAAAUCUACAAAACACCUAAAAUAUUGAUAUUCCAUUUAAAAAGAUUUAAGAACUCAAAUAAACUUUUCAAAAGCAAACUUGAAACAUUGAUAGAUUUUCCAAUCUAAGAUUUUGACAUUAGAGAAUUCGUAUAAAAUCAUCAUUUACCAUCACAAUUUACUACUGAAAACCCUGAAAAUCCAAGUAUAAAAACAUAAUAUAUUUAGAAUGUAACAAUCCAAUUUAUUAUGAUCUGUAUGCAAUAUCAAAUCAUUUUGGAGGAUUGGGUGGGGGUCAUUACACAGCCUUUGCUAAAAAUUACUACGAUAAUAUAUGGUAUAAUUUUGAUGACAGUGCAGUUAAUGCUAUCAGAGAAGAUUCUAUUAAUUCAACAUUAAUUACAAGUGCAGCUUAUGUAUUAUUUUAUCGUAGAAGAGAAUGAUAUACAAAAAGCAAAAAU